CUCCUUAAGGGAUGUUAGCUGAUUUGGGGACAUCUGGUUAAGGGGGGAAAAAUUGAUCUAGAUACAAAUGGACAAAACAAAAUUGUUUUUGGAAGAGAAACUGGGUUGCCCGACCCUACCCUUUUUGUGUGGUGCAUCGAAGCUUCAUUGCUUAAAGAGAAAAAAAGGUGUUUAAUAAUUACCUUUGUUGACCUCUGUACCUUCUGGCUUCCUUCACUCCUGGGCACAAGAUAUGGCCAUUGCUAGGGCACGACCGUGCAGACGCUGGCACUCAACUGCAUGGACAACUCCCUGGGCUCAACAAGGUCAAGAACAAGCCUCCUAGAACUGGCAGGAGGUAAACAUGGAGGAGACAAACCUGAGAAAAAGGAGAGAAGAUGAGACGUCAACCCAGAGUAAUGAACCCAAGACCACAAGUCUCCAGAAGGAGGUGGGCCUGCUCAGCGGCAUCUGCAUCAUCGUGGGCACUAUCAUCGGCUCUGGGAUCUUCAUUUCCCCCAAGUCUGUGCUCAGCAACACGGAAGCCGUGGGGCCCUGUCUCAUCAUAUGGGCGGCCUGUGGGAUACUUGCGACACUGGGUGCUCUGUGCUUUGCAGAACUUGGUACGAUGAUCACCAAGUCCGGGGGUGAAUACCCUUACCUGAUGGAGGCCUUCGGCCCCAUCCCUGCCUAUCUGUUUUCCUGGACCAGCUUGUUCGUCAUAAAGCCCUCAUCCUUCGCCAUCAUCUGCCUCAGCUUUUCUGAGUACGCUUCUGCGCCCUUCUACUCAGGCUGCAAGCCUCCUGAGAUUGUCGUUAAAUGCCUGGCUGCUGCUGCCAUCUUGCUCAUCACCAUGGUGAACGCACUGAGCGUCCGCCUGAGCAGCUACGUCCAGAACGUGUUCACAGCGGCCAAGCUGGUGAUCGUGGCCAUCAUCAUCAUCAGCGGACUGGUCCUCCUGGCUCAAGGAAAUACAAAGAAUUUUGAAAAUUCUUUUGAGGGCACAAAACUGUCCGUGGGAGCCAUUGGUCUGGCAUUUUAUAAUGGACUCUGGGCAUACGACGGAUGGAAUCAACUCAAUUAUAUCACAGAAGAACUUAAGAACCCUUUCAGGAACUUGCCCCUGGCCAUCAUCAUUGGGAUCCCUCUGGUGACAGGGUGCUACAUCCUCAUAAACGUUUCCUACUUCACUGUGAUGACAGCGACGGAGCUCCUGCAGUCGCAGGCGGUGGCUGUGACGUUUGGUGACCGUGUUCUCUAUCCAGCCUCCUGGAUCGUUCCACUCUUUGUGGCAUUUUCCACCAUCGGUGCUGCUAACGGGACCUGCUUUACAGCGGGCAGACUGGUUUAUGUUGCAGGCCGGGAAGGCCACAUGCUGAAAGUGCUCUCUUACAUUAGCGUCAAGCGCCUGACUCCAGCUCCUGCCAUCAUCUUUUAUGGUAUCAUAGCAAUUAUUUAUAUCAUUCCCGGUGAUAUCAACUCGUUAGUCAACUACUUCAGUUUUGCUGCAUGGCUCUUUUAUGGCUUGACGGUUCUAGGACUAAUUGUGAUGAGGUUCACGAGGAAAGAACUGGAAAGGCCUAUCAAGGUGCCCAUUUUCAUCCCCAUCUUGGUGAUUCUUGUGUCCCUGUUUUUGGUUUUGGCCCCAAUCAUCAGUGAACCUGCGUUGGAGUAUCUCUACUGUGUGUUAUUUAUGCUGAGCGGCAUUAUAUUUUACUUCCUUUUUGUCCACUAUAAGUUUGGAUGGGCUCAGAAAAUCUCAAAGCCUAUCACCAUGCACCUUCAGAUGCUCAUGGAAGUUGUCCCAUCAGAGGAAGCUCCAUAGUAACAAGCUCGUUCACCGGUGGCCCAGUCCAAGCUGUGAUGACUUUAUUUUUGUAAGCAGUAUUUGUAGUUAUUUCUUCCUGAUGUUUUUCUUAAGGAAAAAAAUGUAUUCAGAUGUUUACGAUAUUAGUACUUUUAGAUAUCCUCAAUUCUCUAGGGGGUUGGGAGGAGCUUCUAGAUAGGUGCAGUGAUGGUGUUUGCUAAGUUAACAGGCGCAGAUGUGACCUAACAGGAGGCUGACGGCCGGGGAAGGGCUGAAUGAAAACCACUACCAUUAUGACGGCGACUCUUUAACAAGGGGCACAUCACACCUACUUAAAUAAAGGGUAUUCGUUAAACUCAGUGAUCCAAAAGGCAUACGUAGUUUUUUUUAUAUAAAAUUGCUUUUGUAUAAACUUUUGCUUUGAUUGAAAUAGACUUUUAAGAUAUGAAAGUACAGAUGUUUUACCACUUCCCCGUCCCUCCUCCCCAAAGUCUUGGCAUCCCCAUAUUUAGCCUGGGAUGUGCAGGGAGGUCCAUCCCGGCUGAGUGGGGAGGCCCCCGCUGCAAAGCAGACCGUCGGGCUCGUCCGGAACCACAAGGGACACAGCAAUCAGUGGUCGG
Molecule: messenger RNA, 2406 nt
Organism: Rhinolophus ferrumequinum (greater horseshoe bat)
Lineage: Eukaryota; Metazoa; Chordata; Mammalia; Chiroptera; Rhinolophidae
Gene: SLC7A9
Product: solute carrier family 7 member 9
Exons: 13
Coding region: 344-1804 (486 amino acids)
Biological process (GO): amino acid transmembrane transport
Cellular component (GO): membrane
Molecular function (GO): L-amino acid transmembrane transporter activity
Source: RefSeq, a predicted model, not a curated record